This is a messenger RNA of Lytechinus pictus (painted urchin), 6977 nucleotides long. Its product is annotated as nicotinamidase-like. Gene Ontology annotation, molecular function: calcium ion binding. The coding region runs from base 265 to 1395 and encodes 376 amino acids. The record is from RefSeq and is a predicted model, not a curated record. The transcript is spliced from 8 exons. NCBI's taxonomy places the organism in Eukaryota, Metazoa, Echinodermata, Echinoidea, Temnopleuroida, Toxopneustidae.
GAGUCACUUCGCGAUCGCGCGCCGCCAUAAAUCAGCUGACUACUCAAUCCUGGUAGUCGCGAAUGUAAACAAACUGUGCUUUGUGUACGUGAAGCUGCAGCAGCGGAUGCAGGUAUAAACUUCACCCUGCGCUGCCCCGUUGAACAACGAGAGUUGAGGCCAUUUGUUAGCCAGAAAGACGUCGGUGCCUCAAGCAUAAGCACUAGCCUACCAGGAGGACCAAGCCUUGUUUUCCACUCUUCUGUCGUCGACUAGAUAAUCAAUAUGUCUGCAGAAAACUUCUUCGAUAAUCUCAAGAAUGAUCUGUCUUUCUCUGGAAAUCGUGAGAAAGAGGCAACGUGUUUGAAACGCUACAACAAAAGAGGGGAUGGCAGGUUAGACCAAGAUGAAUUUCAUGAGAUGUGUCUUGAUCUUUUUGUAGGAGAUGGCAAGAGUUUUCCUCUCACAGAAACAGAAUCAAGACGGAUAUUUGAACAGCUAGAUGAUAAUCAGGAUAACUACAUUGACAGGGAGGAAUUUCAUAUCCUAUGGAGAUACUGGUUACCUAUGAUUCUUCAACCCAAAGCAGCUCUGAUAGCAGUUGAUGUACAGAAUGAUUUUAUUGAUGGAUCCUUGGCAGUGGCUCAGGCAGAAGAAAUUGUGCCUGUCAUUAACAGAAUACUUGAUGAUGAGGGUAUGUUUGAACAAGUUAUCUACACGUAUGAUUGGCAUCCUGAAAAUCAUGUUUCUUUCCACAACAAUGUUUGUUUGCGAAAUAUUCACCAUACAUCAAAAGUCCAGCAGAAGAAUGCUUGUGUAUUUGAUACUGUAGUGUUUGAUGGACACGUCCCCAUGGAGCAGACGUUAUGGCCAGCUCACUGUGUACAACACUCACAUGGAGCUAAGCUUCAUGCAGAUCUUAAGAUCGCAAAGGACCAUGUGGACAUCUACAAGGGUGUGUGUGACCAUGUCGAUAGCUACUCAGCCUUCUUUGACAACCAACGGCUCUCUCAAACAGAACUAGCAGUGGCACUGUGCGAUAGGCGUAUCACUGAUGUCUACAUCUGUGGUUUGGCAUAUGAUGUGUGUGUCCGACACACAGCUAUCGAUGCAGCAAGCCUUGGGUUCAGGCCAUUCGUCAUCGAAGAUGCUUGCCGAGGGCUGACAACGGAGAGUUGUGAUAAGGCAAGAAGAGAGAUGGAGGAAGCAGGUUGUAUUAUGGUGUCUUCUACGCAGGUCAAGUCAAUGGCUGAAGCCGACACAAGGGUUCCCAAGAUGGCCCUGCAGGCGGCUGAGAAUGUCGCCCUCGCUAGACGGAAAGCCAAAGUCCAGCUUGCGAGCAUGAACAGUGACCAUGAAGAUAAACCACUAACCAACGGCUUUGUUGUAGAGAAUUCCAGCUUACUUGAUAUGUGAGAUGAGAUUUCGUGGAUGGCUGGAGAAUUUGCAUCUUCACUAACUCAUCAGGGUAGCAUGAUUGGAGUACGUCUGGAAUGACAAAAGGAAGGCAUAGCAUAUGUAGAACUGUUGCCAAUUUACUGCUGCAUGAUCACUGAUUCUUCAGACCACCUGCAGACUGUCAACCAUAUCAUUAGGAUAUAGAUUUAAAUACCAAUAAAAAAUGAAAUGGAAGUGUUGUCAUAACAGAUUUUAGCCGUCUUUCGCGAUUGUAUGGGGAACCUUUGGAUUUUAAAGCUGAUAUUAAUUUAUAAUGCCUCCCUAAAAUGAGAAUAUGAACUACAAAAAAUCAGUAGCAUUAUGUUUAAUUAGUCAUAACUAACAAGUGAGCAGAGAUAAAAGCUUUUCAAAAUUAGAUAUUUCUGCCUAUUUUGAAAGAGCAGAUUGUAUUUUUCACUCUGAGAAUUUAAUUGGCAUAUUCAUGAGAUUUCAACAGUUGGUAGUUGAGGGUGGUAAUGAAACAGACUGAUAUGAUUAUUUUUUAAAGGUUUGUGCAGGGACAGAUCUCGUUGGAUAAUGCACAAUAUUUGGGACAGGCCCAUCGUUGUGCACAAACAAUAUGGCCUGUGAAAUAGUGUAUUCUGGAUCUAAAACCUGCUGGAUCCGCCACUUGGUUUAUAUACAUAAAAUAAUUAUAUACAUGUACUAGAAAAGCAUGUAUUUUAUGCUUCCAUGUUGUGACAUAGUUGUAUACCACAAUGACUACAUACAUGUAUCUUCAUAUAUGUGUAUAUGCAUACAUGUGCUUCUUACAGCAUAAUGUGAAAUCAAUUACUUUGCUUAGAGUUUGGAUACCAGUGCAAACUCUUGCAAAACUGAAUACUCUUGAAAAUCGUGUCUGAAUUUCAUCAUCCAUAAAUGCUUUCAGUCUAUAGAAGGGACAUUAAAAGCAAGAUUAGGCUUCAAAUUUCACCUCACUUGACAGUACUAAACUACUUGUAUGUACAUAAGAUUUUAUUGAUGGAGAGUGUAAAAUGUCUGCUUCAAAGUCUUGUAGGGGGCUUGACACUUGAUGGAAACAAGCUGUUAGUGUCAUGUAAUUGUAUCUUUCAUAAUGUAGUAGAAAAUUAUGCAACUUGCUGAGGUUUUAAGGCUCUCAAAAACACAUAUACAAUUUUAUUAGAGGAUUUUUAUGCAAUGUAAUAACAUGGACAAUCUUGGGGUCGUUGGUAUUGGUACUUUUUGCAAUAUAUGCGGUUAAGGCCUAUUUUUUUGGGGGGAGGGGGUAUUUUUAAGCAUGGACCCAAUUUUAUAGCAUAUGUAUGCAUUGCAUAGAUAAAUUUUUAUUGCUUUCAAUUCAUCUUUCUGCAUUUCUUCCUUUGUUUCCAUACUUGUCGUGUGAAGCAUUGAUUGUUAGAUGCGGUUAUUGAUAAGAAUGUCAAAAUACCAUAGACCAUGUAAUGAAUUUCUGUGAUACAGUAGUUUAACCUUUUGAUUGAAGAAAAACAAGGUCUACUAAUUAAAAUAAGUUACAUUUAUAUCAUGUGAAUGGGACAACAAAAAUCAGAAGUACAUAGUGGGGAUAUUUGAAUCCAAAAUAAUGAAAAUCCUCAACAGUUUUAUAGAAAAAACACUAUUUUUUUUGGUAUUUGUUUUAUCAUUGAUAAACAAUUGAAUGAUAUUACAAUUGGACAAUCAGAAUAGAGAGAAAACCUACGUUUAGAAUUAUAUCAUACAAUUAACAAAUACAUGCAUUAUUUCAUGAACUUAUGUAUAGAGAAAAAUAUGGGUUUAAUGUUAUGAAAUUAAAAUUGUAAUUUUUUAUGAAUUCAAUUAAUAGCAAUAGACCUUUUGUGAGUGUGCAACUGCAAAACGUGUAACACAGAAAAUUGCAUGUGAAAUUUUAUGUAUUUUUUAUACCAAAGAGAAGAGGCAUUUAUGUAUCUUAUCAUUUAUAGUAUUACAAAUGUGGUAUUUACUCUGCAAUUAUCAUAAGCAUUCCUUGUUAAUAUUUUAAUUUGGACAUAUAAGAACAAUUUGCAUGGGGUCUUGUUUUGAAUAUUGCUAUGUAUGAUAAUAAUUAUUGUCAGUUUUAAAGUUUUAACUGAGAGCAUUUGGGAUGAAACCAUAUUACUAUUGAAAAUUUGACAUAUUAACUUAUUUUGUAUAGAUAUUUGACUUAUACUAGAACGAUAUACUGUAUCAUAUAAAGUACAUGAAGGCUUGGAAAGUAAGUCUAAUUUCAGCAAUUCUUGGAAUUUUUUAUAUAGAUUCCAGAUUCCCACUGCAUUUUAUCUGUGAAAUUGAUGGUUCAUAGCUUUCACUUAAAUGUAUAAUUGGUUUUAUAAUAUUUGAAGGUUUAAGCAGGGCAUAUGAUUACUUUCUGAGAGGAAAUUAGAACAUGCAUUUCCAAUAAUGAAAGAUUACAUUGUAACCCUCUUCAUCAAGCUUUUGUUGAUUUGUGCUCUCUAUGCCAUACUAACAGUCCAACCAGCUGUCAUCAAUAAUGCCUCAUUAUUUUUGUUCCAUUGAACUAAAGGUGCAUGUUCAAAACCGUAUAAUAAGUUUUAGGUUUCAUAUUGAUAUUUUAUAUUGAAGAUUAUGAAGAAUGUGCCUCCACAAAUCAUAUAAAUUUAUAAAUGAUAAAGGGUUUUAUUAUUUCAACUUUAAGUUCCCUCAACCACUGUAUUCCAUAUUGCUGUUUUCUGAAUGCUUUCACGUAUUAAGUAGAUAUUUAUUUUAUCGCCAUCUCAAAACAUUGCCAUCUUGUUGUCAGAUGAAUUGUUACUUAAAAAAGUUGUUGCAGUGUAUUGAGCACUAUAUAAAAGUCAAAUAUUUUUAUUACAAUUCCGUUCUGUCUGACACAUCUCAUUGAUCACUUCUUGUACUAUGUAAUUAUCAUCUUAUUAUUAGAUGUUAUAUGUUCGUCAUUAUUACACGUUUUUUAAUAUGUAUAAAGAACGAACAUGUUCAUCUGCAUGAAAAUGCCUUUGUUUUAUCUUUCAUACGCUGAUAGCUUUCAUUACCGAUAGUGAAUUAUCAAGAUAUUCCCUCCACAUUGGUUAAUUGCUUCAUUCAUAAAGUGUGUAGUGCAGUAUUUCAUUAUUGUUAUUCUAGCAUUAUUGUUAUUGUUGUUUAUAUUCCAAUUAUUUUUCUGCUGCCUUCAAUCAUUCAUAUUAAAAGUGAAAUAGACUCGUUUGCUGUAACUGAUAGAGCUGUUUCAACUUUCAAGAAACAAACAAUUACAUUUAAAAGAAUAAUGAAAAUAUUAUAUAUUUUUUCUGUGUGCAAUACUCAAACAGAAAUCAUAAUUCAGAUUAUUAUUAAUUGUUUUGCAGUUUGUAAACCAACUGCCAUGGUUUUGGUUACUGGUAAGUUAAAUGACAUAAAAGACUUGUGUACAUUCCCUAGCCUUUGUAAAAAAAAAACCAGAAAUAUAACUGAACUCUUUUAAGCUAUUCUGAAAUAAGUCAUUGCAAAACGGCAAUUUUUCACAAUCUGAAUGAUUCUCUAAUAGGCUAUGUUCAGACUGAAUCAUUUAUUUCUGAGAGCGUCUGUCAUUUGAUUUGGUUUAAAGUGGAUGGUUUCUUUGAAUUCUAUCAAUAUUGAAUUGAUUGAAUUUCUUUCUUUUUUUAUUGCCAUUUAACUUUUUUAACAUUCAUUUAUUUAUUAGAGGAUUUGAUUCAAUUCUUGUCAAUACUGCUAUUCAUGUCUUUUUUUGAUAUUUGAUUUCUACUUUUCUCACUCUUAUUCAGUUAUGUUAUUUUUUUUUUAUCCUGUGAUUUGUCCUUUAUAAAGUUGUUCAUAUUUCUUGUAUAAAUCUUCUUCCCAUAGUACAUAGUACCAUUCCAUUUUAUAAUCAAUGUCUAUUGUAAAGAUGAUUAAAACUUGGCAUCAACUUUUAUUCUUCCUCCCAAUCAAACUAAGUUUAGAGCAUGAAUAAUCAUUACAUCAUAAUCAUUAAUUUUAUGUUUUAGUCCAAUCUGCCAAAGUUGACCUUUUAUAAGGCAAAUAAUUAGCUAAUGUGAAUGCAUUUUUUAGACCACAUGGAAAUCAUGCCUUAUUUUUUUAUUCUAAUUAAGUUGCAUUUUGCCUAUAUCAAACGGUAUUUGGCCUGGGAGGUAUGUACUAAGGCAGGUUUACCUGUAUAGUCUAUGUUCUUUUCACUUUUACCAAAGCAUUGAUAUUCAUAGCAUGCGAUAGGGUAAAAAAUCUGCCUUAUUUGCUUUCAUAACAGAAAUGAAGUAUGAUUAUAAUUUUCCUUGUGCCCUUUCAAUACAUUUAAAUGUUUUCAAAACCUAUCUAUGAAAUUGAAAUUGGUAACUUCAGGAUGAUCACAUUGACAACAUUGCUUAGACUAAACUAAUCAGCAUAUAUUCAGUGGUAAUUUUUUAUUCAUCCCUUUUAACUUUGUUCUUGAAAUGCAUUUAAAUGUUUAUAAAGUUAUUUAUUUGAUCUACAUAUAUAUAGAAAAAUUUCAUAUUUUAUGAGGUAAAUAUGAAAACAAAUGAUUAUUGCACCAGAGGGUGCCCACCUCAACUGCCUUGUCGCGUUCAAAUUUCCCCACUACUAUAUGUGGUUAUUAGGGUAUAUCAACCACCUGCCAUUCCAGGGCGUACUGCAAGGGCUGAUCAUUAUGAUUGCAGAUUUUCUGAAUUAUAUCUAAAUAUGUGCAAAUGUUGCUUUGAAUUUUCUUUCUCCACAUCCCAUUUUGCCACUUUUCAUUCUUCUUUCUCUUUUCCCCUCUUCACUUUCUCCUCUCACUUUCCCAUUUCUUUGCCCUUGAUCUACAUCUUGUUUGUAAUAUAAGCAGAACUUAUUUCUAACAUCAAUAUAGUGCAGUAUGUUUGGUGUAAUUUGAAAUAUCAUUUACUGGUAUGAAGUUAAUUCUAGUCAGGGAAGUGUACAUGUAACAUUUCUAAACAUAAAAUUUGUCAAUUCCUUGUUAAGUUUGUUCUUUUUUUCUAGAAACAAUGCUUUAUAUCCACUGUAUUAUUUGGGUGAAACAAUUUUUUAGAUGUUAGUUUUAAAAUGAAAGUGCCUUAUAUAUUUAGAGUGCUUAAAAAAUUGAAACUUCUCAUGCAUGUACAUCUUUGAUAUAUGUGGUGUAAAUUAUUCAGUUUGAGUAUGGAAUGUUUUAUUGCAUUCGUGAAUAUGAUUUUUUUGGGGAAAGGGUUCAAAAUUAAUUUAUCUUUCCUAUUUUGCAAAAUUUUAGUUAAAUCUACUUGUUUGAUAAUCAUCUGGAAAGAGCCAUGAAGGGCAAGAUGCCAAUAGUGUGUCUUACUCGUUUUCUUUGCAUGAAGCUGGACUUACAUAUUGUAUAAUCAGUGGCUUUAUUUUGCAUUAAUGUAACUUUUAAACUUACACUAGACCAUUUUUUACAAGAAAUUAAGGCUACCCAUUACUGAUUUUGAGAAAAAUAUGAAAGAUGUUAUAUUUCUCUAAUUUAUUGAUAAUUGUACCAUAGACCAAUGAAUAGAACAUUCUUGAUAAUACAGAACAUACAUUUAAGUGGUCAUGAAUAAACAAUGAAUUGUAUUUUGAUAUGAAAACAUUCAUCCAUCUUAAACCUGACAUUAAAAACACUCUGUGGAAACAAA